AUGCCCGAGAAUACGGUAGCUAAUGCUCGAGAAAAACUUGUCGAAUUAAUUCGGCAAAGACGAUUUCUUGUUGAAAACCUGUCUAAUUUGGAGCGUCAAUUAUAUCAGUUUGAGGGUAAUUAUCUCGAAGAAACGGCGCCUUAUGGUAACAUCAUCAAGGGAUGGGAUCGAAAUUUGGUAACUGCCACCGGAAGUGCACUCAGUGCUGUGACUGCAGCAAAUGGACAUGGCGAGAAGCGCCCUCGUAGAUACCGUGAAUGUGAUCGUAUCUUCUCCCACUCCUCGGUCACGUGUACACUUUAUAAUGGAAAUGGCUCUAGUAUACGAAAUAAUUACGACCAAGACCAGCGUGAAAAUCCAUUGACAAAUGAUGUCUACAGCACGACUCAGCAUUUCGAAGACAGAACUAGUGAAAACGAUCCCAAAAUCUACUCUACCGGUCCAAGCGCAAAAAAGAAGAGAAGACACCGGUGA
Rodentolepis nana is the source of this 474-nucleotide messenger RNA. NCBI's taxonomy places the organism in Eukaryota, Metazoa, Platyhelminthes, Cestoda, Cyclophyllidea, Hymenolepididae. The record is from the annotation of a GenBank genome assembly.